AUGGCCGACCCCGCAGCCCGAACCAACAGCCUUGGCUCCAAGGACUCCGGCAGCCCCGGUGACCCGACCCCACCGCCCAGCCUGGCGCAGUGCCCGCUCCUCACUAAUGAGUAUGUCAACUCGAACGUGGCCGGCCUCCUCCUCGGGCUGUACAAGCACGUGAAACUGCGCUUGGCCGCCGGCCACUCGGCCUCGGAGCGCAUCAAGGAGCUCUAUGACAGGGCGGUUGUCCUCGUCGAAGACUACUGGCCCGAGAUCGUGCGCGGGCUCGGGUUGCCGUACACCGACGACGACGUCCUUGUUACUGCUAUGCGCUUCGUCGCUAGCGAUCGGCCUCGACCGUCGUCAGGCUCACGCAUGCCCUCGCUUCUCGUGGCAUACUUGACCCCCGAGGAGGCAGCCGCAUCGGAAGCCCCGCAGUGGGCGCAGCGUGGCCUCACAUACGAGCGCCCCCUGCUGCUAGCCCUCUUCUACCUCAUCGGCGGGGCAAAGACUCGUGCCUUCGGAGCAGUGGACUCGCCCGAUCUCCUAGUGGUCAACAGACCAAACCCCGACCCCGAGCGUGCCGUUGCGCGCGCUCGCAUCCUGUCAGUCUUGAAUGCCCAACUCGAUUCUCUCCGAGGCAGGAUCCUCUUCCUGUGUACUCUACCCGAGACAGCAAGCUCCGCAGCGGCGUUUCGCCGUGAGAUCGAUCAGUUUGUGCGCGACCGCCGGGCUGCCGCCGCCGAGGAGGCGCCGCCGCCUCCGGCAGCUUGA
Molecule: messenger RNA, 756 nt
Organism: Vanrija pseudolonga
Lineage: Eukaryota; Fungi; Basidiomycota; Tremellomycetes; Trichosporonales; Trichosporonaceae
Exons: 4
Coding region: 1-756 (251 amino acids)
Source: RefSeq, a predicted model, not a curated record